AUGAGGUCGUUUGGAGCUCGGAGGUGGCACUGGAGGGGGGUGGUGGUGGAGGAGGUGGAGGAGGCAGAGGUGGCGGAGGGGCUGGUGGCGGGAGUGCUGGCGGGAGUGGUAGCGUCGGUAGCGGCGGUGGAGGCAGUGGCGGCGGAGUGGGUGCCGGCGGCGGUGGCGGCGGCGGUGGUGGCCGGGGCGGUGGUGGCGGCGGUGGUGGCAGUCGGGGUGGAGGCAGUGGCGCUGGCCAGAGACAGCAGUAGCAGCAGCGUCCCCAGACGUCCCAGCAGCUUCACAUGCGGGAAGUUCCACACCCAGCACCGCUGCUUCUCCCGCCUUGACGACGCUUGGCGUGAGGAGAUGGGCGAGGAGUAUGAGCGCUCUCGCUGGCAUAAGCUGCUUAAGGCUGGUGUAGACAUUUUUGCUCUUGACUUUGAUGCUAUUAUCUCUGCUAUUUCUUCCACGGUCCACCACCGUUCUUCCGUGCCCGGCGGUCCCGUCUGGCUCAUUGUCAGGUCUCCACCUCCCCUCGUUCUCGACGAACUUGAGGCUCCUCUGCAGACCCUCCACCUGGACGUGUGGGGCCCAGCCCGCGUUCGUGGACAGGGCGGUGAGCGGUACUUUCUGCUGGUUGUCGACGACUACUCGCAUUACACCACGGUCUUCCCCUUGCGCACCAAGGGUGAGGUCCCUGCUGUCCUGAUCCCUUGGAUCCGAGCAGUUUGUCUCCAGCUCCACCGGAGAUUCCGUACGGACCUUCCUCUCCUGCGUCUGCACUCUGACAGAGGUGAUGAGUUCUCCUCCGACCUCUUGCGGGCCUUCUGUCAGGGGGAGGGCAUCGAGCAGUCGUUCACGCUUCCGGGCUCACCGCAGCAAAAUGGGGUUGCUGAGCGCCGCAUUGGCUUGGUCAUGGAGAUCACACGUACCUCCUUGAUCCAUGAGGCGGCUCCCGAUUUUCUGUGGUCGUUUGUGGUCUGGUACGCCGCGCAGCAGCUCAACCUCUGGCCCCGUGUCUCUUUGCCGGAGACCUCGCCCACACUGCGUUGGACGGGGGAGGUUGGUGAUGCGUCGCGUUUCCGAGUCUGCUCGUGCCCUUGUCUGCGAUACGUCCGCGGACAAGCUCUCCUCUCGCACCAUUCCCUGUGUCUUCCUUGGCUUUGUCCCUGA
Molecule: messenger RNA, 1155 nt
Organism: Closterium sp. Yama58-4
Lineage: Eukaryota; Viridiplantae; Streptophyta; Zygnematophyceae; Desmidiales; Closteriaceae
Source: the annotation of a GenBank genome assembly